GGAGAAACCUCGUACCUUUGUCACUUCUUCGACAAACCGCUAGUCCAAUUUUAGUUAACUUAUAGCUGACUUCCUAUAUUAACAUACAUGCUACUUUUUAUACAGUUGCGCAAACGAAUUUUUAUUGGUUUAGCUUAAUAACAAUUUAUAGUUUAUUGUACGAUUCUACCGAAGCCAAGCUAUUGUUUGCGAUAACCUGACCGUUAGAAAAGUUAUUUUAAAUUGUUAUGUGAUUUUAAAGCUUAUACUUUAAUUGAUUCGGCACUUAGCUAAAGUGGCAGUCACUGAAUUGAAGAUACUGAUUCGCAGCAAAGUGAGAUGUUCACCGCUUCUUGUUUCCAGCCGUAACGCUAGGAAGUGGUGAAAGCGGGCGUUUUGGGGGUUCGGCUCUUUUGGAAUAUUGACGUUAAAAAGUGCUUAUGUAAUUAGCCUUCUUCGACUUCGAUUUUGAUUGAACCCCACAAAACACUGCUCUUUAAAUUAAAGUGAAAGAAUAUUUACGUUGAAAAUAGUGAUGUAUGAGGAUCGGACACUAACUUUUGUGACGAUUUCUUUGCCUGUUAGCUAAUUAAAGACGGCAAAAGCUGAGUUAAGAAAAACACAAAAUAUCAGCCACCACUAUUUUCUUAAAAAGUAAGAAAAACAUUUAUGAGACUUCAAAUCAAAAGUAUUGAGGGAGAUGGCAAAAAAAUGGAGAAAAUUCAUAUGUAUAUCAUUUCAUCUGAAAACUAUGGGGGGUUCUUUUUUAUUUUAUUUUUUUUCGAUCAAGUCAAAUAGUUUUCCUUUACUGUUUGCUGUUUGUUCAUUGGAAGUUGAACUUGGGUCAGGAAUCACUUGUUUUUUUUUAAACGACUUCCCAAAAAGUAGGAAGUUUUCACUUCGUCGAAUCUUUAUUUUGUAUGUUCACCGAUUACUCAAAGAAGUCUGAACCGAUUUGCAAAAUUGUUGUUUUGUUUGAUAGGAUAUACCUUGCAGGUGGUCCCAUAGUCAUCAGGUCAGGAUGUGAUAAUGGAAACCUUGCGAAAUCGAGGGUAACUUACGAAAGUAUUAGGCUCCAUAUGGUAAAAACUUGACAUCCAGGUGUAUAUCUGCUAGCACUAAUACAAAAGUGAUGGUUAGGGUAGUAAAAAGGACUUAUGCCGGUUUCUGUUUGGCCCGUUGCAAACCCAAUAGAAAAACACUAGAUAGGUGAAAAAUACCUCGGUGACAAGUCGUACCCGAAACUUGGAUCAAUUUUACAUUUUAAUGAAGCUUGAAUGAAAAUUCCCGUAUCAACUAACCUGACAGCUUGCAUGAUUAGGGAUUUCAUACUGUCCUGUGACGUAUAUACGUAAAAACAAAUACACAUAUGGAGUGUCUUCAGUGGUAUGACCUCGUUAUGACUUAUACCGGAAUUCGGAUAAAGCGGACGAAAUAAUAAACAAAUACUCAUGCAAAGUUCAGUUAAUAUUCGAACAGUGUUUUUAACUAUGUGACCUCCACCGCAGGUAGUAAAUGCGUGACAAUCACGAUACAGCUUCUGAAUUUCUUUUUUGUUUUAUUCCGCUAUAAAGUGCUCACUACAGACUUGAAAAAACCCACAAAAAUCAUAAAAAAAGAAUUAAUAUAACAUGAAAUAAAAUUAAUGAAUUUCCGGACAUCACGUUUUUCGCAAAAAAAAUUUAAACGUCUUGCACCUUGUAAUCAUAACAUAAUGCUUCAAUUUCAAAUCACAUGUUUUACUGACAAAAUCAUGAAAAAUCAACAGCACAUAAGACGUUAACUUUUUAAGUUUUGGCAUAAGUAAAAAUAGUUGUGACCCCCUAGGAAGUGGACUGGACUAGUGAACGCAUAAAGUAGUCGAGCGGAGCUGUGAGUGCGCGCAUUACUGAGGAGUUAGUGUGCGCGCGCGACGCCACGUAAACAAUCAGCUCACUAACAUACACAAACAGCGCAGCCUAGUCACCGCGCAUAUACAGCGGGAUGCUGUUCCUGCGCCGACCACGCCUCGCCUCGCCAUUGUUGUAUGGCAACCGUUUCACAUAGGAUGCGCUACCAUCAACAUCGGAACUGUUUCCUGGGAGCUCCGCUAUUGUAAAAUGUAAUAACAUUAAGGGCUUACAUUUGUUUAUAGUUGCCUUAGCUAUGUGAACAUUAGACGGCAUUCUGUUGCGGAAAUAAUAGCAUCGGUUUACAUUAGUGUGUGCAGUUUACACAAAGUGGUACGCUGUGGCAGCAAGUGUUUAGUAAACAAGGUCGAGGAAAGAGCCUGCCACCAGCUAACGAUAACUUUCGACUUUUUGCGUUUUUCAUGAUUAGAGGCUAGAUGAAUGCGCGAAGGGCGGCGCCGCGCGGCACAGCACCCUGUGCGCGGCGCAUUGUGUGUCGGGUAUAAACGCGGCGCGCGCGCCUCUCCGCAGCAGUCGCAGCCGCUCCGCACUCCGACAUGAUCGCCUUCAAGAACACUCUCGUCUACUGCUUGCUGUUCUCCGUCGCGGUGCUCGGAAAACACAAAAAGAUGAAGCCGAAGAAAUUCGUAUCACCGACGACGAAAGGCAUCCAGUGUUACAAUUGUCUAUCGUUCGACCACCCCGGCUGCUGGGACCCCGACCACCCCGACUACGCGAACAUCACAGUCCCCAACAUCGACUGCUACAUCCCGGGCAUGGCGUUCCUGUGCAUCGUGAUCACCUCGGAGUCCGCCAAGCUAGUGGAGACGGGGCAGGAGAUCGGGCCGGUGCGCGCGCGCACCUGCGUGCCCGCCAAGGACUUCUCCAAGAAGACGGUGUCGUACUCGAUGUGCAGCAAGCUGAGCAAGGAGCUGUCGGCGUCGGAGAUCUUCUCGCGCAUCGCGGUGAGCCGGCCGCAGUGCACGCUGUGCAAGAAGCACCUGUGCACGGACGCGUCGCACUGCUAGCCGGGCCGCCGGGCCGCCGGGCCGCCGGGGCCGAGCCGGGGCCGCGCCGCGCCCGCGCCGGGCCGCGCGUGCCGCCGCCACAAUGGGACCGUGUUACGCAACGUGUUUAUUAAACUACCGAACCAGUUUCCAUUCUAAGAAAUGCAAAAACGUAGAGUACUUUGUUGUUUUGAAACUAACACACUUUGUUGAACUAAUCGGAGUUGUCGGGGUGAGGGACGAGCGCGUUAUUCGUUUGUUUUUAUAUUUCAAUUAUUAUUUUAAUAAACUAUGAGAUUAUUUAUUGUUUGUUUGAAUGGUUCGCGUACGAUGCGUCGACAACGUGUGCAAACAAUGGUGACGUACCUUCUCGAGCAUGUGGUAGACGUCGGCCAGGUCGACGCCGGGGUAGGGCGACAUGCCGUAGGUGGCGAUCUCCCACAGCAGGAUGCCGAAGGCCCACACGUCGGACUUGGUGCUGAAGGUGUUGUAGGCGAGCCCCUCGGGCGCCGUCCACUUGAUGGGGAACUUGGCGCCGGCGUGCGCCGUGUACGUGUCGUCGCGCAUGAGCCGCGCCAGCCCGAAGUCCGCCACCUUCACCAGGUGGUUCUCGCCCACCAGGCAGUUGCGCGCCGCCAGGUCCCUGCACAAGCGCACACAUCGCGAUCCUGCCUCACCCGCCGCUCCAACCCAAGGGACAUUCACAUGUGUUUGUGUUUUAAAACAAAUAAACAAAAAUAAGAAUUC
Messenger RNA from Helicoverpa armigera (cotton bollworm), 3622 nucleotides. RefSeq lists its product as uncharacterized. Bases 2426 to 2896 code for a protein of 156 amino acids. The record is from RefSeq and is a predicted model, not a curated record. Lineage: Eukaryota; Metazoa; Arthropoda; Insecta; Lepidoptera; Noctuidae. The transcript is spliced from 5 exons.